Molecule: messenger RNA, 1022 nt
Organism: Notolabrus celidotus (New Zealand spotty)
Lineage: Eukaryota; Metazoa; Chordata; Actinopteri; Labriformes; Labridae
Exons: 5
Coding region: 208-828 (206 amino acids)
Source: RefSeq, a predicted model, not a curated record
AAGAAAUCAGAAACACACAAGAAAUUUGACUUCGGUAUUUGCUCCCUCAUCACAGUCCACCAGCCUCCUGUGGUAACCUCAGCUCUGGGUCAUGCUGUCGUGCUGCAGUGCCAGCUUAUUCUGUCCCCCGAUGAGAGUCUUUUGUCCAAUCUGAUCCCAUAUUGGGUCCACAUUAAUUCCAGUGCCAGACUGUGGUCCCCCACUGACAUGAAGUACAGAAACCGUGUACAACUAAUGGAUGAUAAUAUAAACUCCCGUAAUAAGUCUAUACUGCUCAAGGGGGUCCAGUGGGCUGACAGUGGGAUGUACCAGUGUAAACUUUCCAUCACCACAGAGAGGGAGAAGGGCCGGAAGCUGGGAGGAGGAACUGUAUUGAUGAUUUAUGACACAAUGAUCUUUAACCUCACCGCUCACAAUGACUCCCUGCUCUGCUGUGAAGUUAAAGUGACCAGAUAUCCCAAUUUGUUUUUGUCCAUUUUCCACGAUGGAUCCAAACUCCACAGUGUUGACUCUGCUCCAAACAGUACUGCAGCAGCUCAGCCCUACGUCACACUCUCUAUGAACGUGUCUGUGAGGGGUGGGGGGAAAUAUGAGUGUCAGCUGCACCUGAAUGCAGUUCUGAUAAUGAAAAGCAGCUUCUUGCACAAUCCACCUGUGUCUGGAGAAGAACAAGAUGCUGAUAAAAAUGUUUCACUACCAUGUUCACCAACCGUCUGUGAUCCAGGUGCUGUAGUGUUUCCAGAGCCAUGGUUCCUGUAUGGAUCUCUCCUCCUGGUACCCAUCACCAUCCUGCUGGGAAUCAUAAUCAUCCAGAAGGCCAGAUGCUGAGUUUGUCAUCUGGGUAAAACAGAGUAACUUGGAGACAGAGAUGAGGGCCAGUUUCGAAGAGAGCAAGUCUCUUUGAGGUGUUUUUAAACUCAAAGUCAUCAAUCAGCAGGUGCAGAUAGCUUUAAUGAGUUUAAAGCUCCUGUGAGGAGUUUUCCUCUGGUUUUGAAAUGUAAUAAAAUUAACACAAGAUCAUC